This is a messenger RNA of Pseudozyma hubeiensis SY62, 1884 nucleotides long. RefSeq lists its product as hypothetical. Gene Ontology annotation, cellular component: cytoplasm; nucleus. Lineage: Eukaryota; Fungi; Basidiomycota; Ustilaginomycetes; Ustilaginales; Ustilaginaceae. The coding region runs from base 1 to 1884 and encodes 627 amino acids. Gene Ontology annotation, molecular function: zinc ion binding. The transcript has a single exon. The record is from RefSeq and is a predicted model, not a curated record.
AUGCUGGCUGCAGAAAUGUCAAAAUCUUCGAAACUCCACAAAGGUGGCGCACCGCUCCGCCCGACACUUUUUUUUGUUUCUUUUGGGUUCGGCUCGCCCGACAUCAGUACCCGCUCCGACUCACCACCACCACGACCGACGAGCUCUUCUGAGUCCACCAACAAGCGCACAAGUACAGUCUUUACACCUCUUAUGAAACGCACAAUCGACCCAGCCGCAGGACCCUUGCAAAAGAGACCCAACACUGAGUCCACAGUAAUCGACGACGACGUCGAGAUCGCCGACGCCACCACCAUGUCGUCCGCACCACAGCCGACCGCGCAGGACUCGAAAGACUUCUUCAAGCCUAUCGGAGAGUAUGUCGCCGACGAAGACCAAGCUGGUUCUGGACCUGACGGCGCCGCUACCGGCGUCGAGGGCGGUGAGCAAAAGAUGGUCGACGAGGUCAGCUCGCUCUGCAUGGAAUGCCAACAGGAAGGUACUACGCGCAUGCUCCUAACUUACAUUCCAUACUUCCGCGAGGUCAUCGUCGUUUCCUUCUCCUGCCCGCACUGCGGCAAUCGCAACAACGAGAUUCAGUCCGCUGGCCAGAUCCAGUCGAAAGGCUGCCUAUACACCGUCCACGUCACCAGCCCUGCCGAUCUGAACCGCCAAGUUGUCAAGUCUGAGUGGUGCACAGUCAAGAUCCCCGAGCUCCAGAUCGAGAUUCCACCGAAAAAGGGUCAGCUUACCACCAUCGAAGGCCUCGUGUCGGACACACUCCGUGACCUCGAGCUCGACCAGCCACUGCGCAAGCAUAUGCAACCCGAGGCGUACGCCAAGAUCGAGGAGAUCUGUGACAAGUUGAGAGAGAUUCUGGGCGAGGACAAACCAUCCGAGGAUGCAGAGGCCGAUCAAGCUGGCGACGCUUCGUCAGGUCUGCGCAGUCUCGGCCCCGUCGGUGGAAGCUCUUCCUCGAUGAGCGCCGAAGAGAAGGCGAACCGCAAGGUGCCGCCCUUCUCGAUCCGCCUCGACGACCCAUCCGGCAACUCGUUUGUCGAGUUCAUGGGUGACGUCCAGGGUCGCGGCAUGUCCGAUGCAAAGUGGAGCAAGCGCGACUACCCCCGAUCCAAGGAGCAGAACGAGCUGCUCGGCCUCUCCGGCCCUGCCGCCACCGGUGCCGAGGACGACGAGCAGCUCCACACCACCGGCUUCGACAAGGACGCCGGCGAGACUGAUUUCGACAACGAAGAAGUGUACACGUUCGCCGGAACCUGCUCCUCCUGCAAUGCACCACUCGAGACACGCAUGAAGAAGGUCAACAUCCCUUACUUCAAAGACAUCCUCAUCAUGUCGACCAACUGCGACAACUGCGGCUACAAGGACAACGAGGUGAAGUCGGGCGCUGCCAUCUCGGAGAAGGGACGAAAGCUGACGCUCAAGGUCGAGGACAAGGAGGACCUCUCGCGCGAUGUGCUCAAGUCCGAGACCGCCGGCUUUGCUAUUCCAGAGAUCGACCUCCACCUUGCGCCCGGAACGCUCGGCGGACGAUUCACCACGCUCGAAGGACUGCUGCAGCAGGUGUACGACGAGCUCUCCGAACGCGUGCUCAUGCGCGGUGACUCUUCGGAGCGCGCCGCUACGUUCGAAGGGUUCUUGGGAAAGCUCAAGAGCGUCAUCAGCUGCGAGACGUUGCCGUACACGGUGAUCUUGGACGACCCCUUGGCGAAUUCGUACAUCCAGAACCCGUACGCUCCCGAUCCGGACGAGCAGAUCGUCGAGGAGCUCUACACGAGGGAUUACGAGCAGAAUGAAGAUCUGGGUCUGAACGACAUCAAUGUGGACAACUACCAGCAGGAAGAGACUGGUGCUGCCGCCGAGGCUGCACCGAACGCUGCUGCUUGA